Vairimorpha ceranae is the source of this 567-nucleotide messenger RNA. RefSeq names its product dna repair protein. Gene Ontology annotation, cellular component: nucleotide-excision repair factor 1 complex. Gene Ontology annotation, biological process: nucleotide-excision repair involved in interstrand cross-link repair; base-excision repair; nucleotide-excision repair, DNA damage recognition. NCBI's taxonomy places the organism in Eukaryota, Fungi, Microsporidia, Nosematidae. The transcript has a single exon. The coding region runs from base 1 to 567 and encodes 188 amino acids. The record is from RefSeq and is a predicted model, not a curated record. Gene Ontology annotation, molecular function: damaged DNA binding.
AUGGAAGAUGAAGAAAAUGGAUUUUUUAUUUCUGAAAAUACUUUAAUUCCUUCUAAAAAAUCUUUAAUUGACGAUUUACCGUAUGAUACAAAUACUAAAUGUAUUUAUUGUAGUUCACCAUUCAUAGAUAACGAGCUACACAAAACAUUUGCAAUUAUGUGCUGUUCACAAUGCAGAUAUAAAAAACUAAAAUUUGUAACAAAAACUACAGCUAUAAAAGAGUAUCUAUUAUCUGAUUAUGAUCUUAAAAAUUUAAAAUAUAUUUCCAGACCCAAUCCACAUAAAGGAAACUGGCAUGAUAUGUUGUUAUACCUAGAAGAUGAAAUAAUUAAUAUUAGCAUGAACAAAUAUGGAAAUGAAGAUGCUUUAGAAAAAAUUAAACUUAAACGGACAGAAACAAUAAAAAACAGAAAAAUUAAAAAGUUAAAAAUUAAAAUUAGAGAUCUUAAGAGACGCACGUUUGUUAAAACCACUGAAAAUAAAAAACAUACACAUUCUUUUAUUGGAACAGAUAAAUUAAAAACAUGUGAAAUAUGUGGGUUGACUUUAGAGCAAGAAGAAAUAUAA